UACUCCAUUCGCUUCACUUGGACAUUCCGAUUACAACGGGAACAAUAAGCAGAGUGCUAAGGAGGGUCAUAGGGGAACGUUUGAAAGUAAUAUCGACCAUAUGCAAAAUACCACGACGAAUGUUAGUCAUCACACAGCUCCGAGGAAGUACAUGUCAAGUAAAUGUGCUUGAUUUAAAGCGAAUUAAGAUACCUGUCGCACUUCUACCCCUUGCUAUAUAACCUAGUGCAGUACUACAGUGUUGUCACAAAGACCCAACAGGACCAAGGUGUAGGUGCUGUAGAGCGGCAGAGCGCGCGGACUGGAGCAGAGAGGGAACUGAGCGGAGGUUUCAACCAAGGAAGGAACAUUUCAUUUUUGCGUACGCUUAAGACACUUAUAUGGAGAGGAGACGAUACCAAUUUCCGCAGGUGUAAACAUCGAGCUCUCAAAAGUCAUAGAGAGUGGUUGAAAAACAUUUAAACUCAGUUUACAAGUGCUUUAAUAGCCUAUUUAUACUUUUAAAAAUAGAAACAAACGAAGAAAGAAUAGUUUUAGGGCGGAAGAGUUGCGCGCAACAGAUAGCUGCAUCAUGAAAUUACUUCUACCGCUUGUGAUAGCUUUUAUUGCUAUUGCCCAAUUUUUUUGUGAAGAAAUUGGUCCAAAAGAAGAUCUUGAUUAUUGGACAAACGAUCAAAUUACGGACGAGUGGCUGUCGUCUGACCCGUUCAGAGAGAUACUGCGGAGGAUGACGCGGAAACCGCGGCCUCAUCAGUUCUUUGGCCUGAUGGGGAAACGCUCCUCCGCGAAUGCACAGAUAACCCGAAAAAGGCAUAAAAUUAACUCCUUUGUUGGAUUGAUGGGCAAGAGGAGCCAAGACGAACCAGAUUCAUUUGAGUGGAACAAACAACAGAACUACAACAAGCGCCGCUAACCAGUGAAUCUGUAUUCAGUCCUCUGCUAUUGGUCCGCUUCUCAACAAGUCAUUCCUACAGAAGAUUGGAAGGGGUGUCUGAUGCGUAGUUUUGUUUCCUCCAAAAUAUGUGUCUUCAAAUUUAUUGUAAAUUACCGUAAUAAAAUAUCUGUUUUCACAUCGUGGUGAUGUAGCUGUACUGUACCUGGCUGUGCCAAUGUGGCUUGUUCAGGAAGAAUGCAGGAGUGUGAUCUGAAUAGGGUUACAAAAUUCUGUUCGUUUUCCCAAUCAUUCCCAUGUUUUCCAGAAAUUCCAGUUGGAAGAUUGGAAUUUGAAGGGAAAUCAUAAGACGGACAUUUCCAGAAUAUUCCAACUAGGAUUUUUGGGAAAACCUGGUAAAUUUGUGGAAGAUAGUGGACUGUUGUCACCCUCGGUGUGAACUGAUACUCCUACCGUACCUUACAGAAACAUUAUGUUAUUUAAUGUAAGUCAAAGUAUUAGUACCAUCACCAUAUCAUCAGUUCCAGAGAAUACUGUUGUCGUGGACCAUCAAAGCAAAGCUCUACCCCAGGGUAUGUAGAAAAUUGCACUGCCAAUCCCACUGUCUAGUGCCUCAACUGUUUUAAUCACAACUGAUUGUGCUGUAAAUAAACUAAAUACUCUGGUACACUACAGACAUGCUGCUCCAUCAGGAAAUGCUCUCAUUUAAAUGGACUGUAAAUCAAACUGUCAUGUUUAUGAAACCAAGAUGUAUGGUAUGACAGAAUACUUGUAUGUAAUUGUGGCUUGAUAUAUUAAAACUAUUUUCUUUAUUGGU
This is a messenger RNA of Oncorhynchus tshawytscha (Chinook salmon), 1709 nucleotides long. RefSeq names its product tachykinin precursor 1 (gene tac1). Gene Ontology annotation, biological process: tachykinin receptor signaling pathway. The coding region runs from base 572 to 913 and encodes 113 amino acids. The transcript is spliced from 5 exons. The record is from RefSeq and is a predicted model, not a curated record. NCBI's taxonomy places the organism in Eukaryota, Metazoa, Chordata, Actinopteri, Salmoniformes, Salmonidae.